AUGACAAACCACAAUUUUGAACUUGAUUGCAAGAAAAUUCAUGAUUCUUUGGGGGGUUUGAGUCAACUGAUCCCAUCUCUGGCCUGCCUAACCUUCCUUGAAAGACAACAGCUCAAGGAGACCUUCAAGGCAGUGUAUGGAGAAGAGUUGAUAAGUCACAUUCAAAGGUAUGAAGAUGUGUUUUCUCCUUCCAUGAACUGUUCUGCCUUGUCCUGGUGGAUGCUUGAUCCACAUGACAGGGAUGCAACUGUGGCUAGAGAGUCUCUUCAACAAGAUGAGAUCAAUUUCAAGGAUCUUGUGGAGAUUUUUGUGUGUAGAAAAUCAAGCCAUGUUCUUCUCAUCACACAGGCCUACCAGAGAAUGUUCAGGAGACAGUUGGACCAAGAUAUUAUCCAUUUGGACCCUCCACACCCAUUUCAAAAGAUUCUUGUGGCAUUGGCUGCAUCACACAAAGCUCACCAAGAAGAUGUCAGCCAUCACAUAUCCAAGUGUGAUGCUAGGAGGCUCUAUGAAACUGGGGAGGGAAGCUUACGAGCAGUGGAUGAAGCUGUUGUAUUAGAAAUUUUAAGCAAGAGGAGCAUUUCCCAACUUAAGUUAACAUUUCUUAGCUAUAGACACAUUUAUGGUCAUGAUUACACAAAGUCUAUCAAGAGGGGGACAUAUGGCCAAUUUGGUAAAGCUCUAAUCCUGGUUGUGAAAUGCAUUUGUAAUCCAGCACAUUAUUAUGCAAAGAGACUGUACACCAGCAUCAAAGGGGAAACUAAAAUUUUGGCACGAGCAUUGGUAAGCAGGGCUGAGGUAGACAUAGAUGAAAUUAGAAGGGUUUUCAAGGAAAAGUACGAGAAGGAACUUGCUGAUGUUAUACGUGAAGGCCUUCCAUCAGGGGACUACAGAGACUUUCUAGUUGCCUUGGCUACAAGAUCUGAGUAG
Messenger RNA from Sphenostylis stenocarpa, 930 nucleotides. Lineage: Eukaryota; Viridiplantae; Streptophyta; Magnoliopsida; Fabales; Fabaceae. The record is from the annotation of a GenBank genome assembly.